AUGUCUCUCGCAUCGACCAGCACUUCGCUCUCCUCUCCACCAGCAGCGAUCUUCUCGCACCUCUCUCCCGAAUCUAUGGACCAAGUUUUCAAGCUUAUCAACCAAAAAACUAUGGUCGAAACGCCUUAUUUGUUCCCGAUCUCGUUUAUCACGCUCCUCUUUAUCCUCUACCUGCUCGCCAAUGUCCUGCACAACUGGGUGCUCCCACGUGUCAUCGGGCACAAAUGGUACAACGAGAUCCAAGCGGAACACCGCCGCACCAUGGUGAUCUACGUUCUCCAAGUCGUCGUCACCAGCGCGGCGCUCAUCUGCCAGCUUGCUGUAUCUCGGCUGCUUAAGAACGAGCUUAGCGUGUGGAGGUUCAACGUGUUACGAGCGGCGGCGUGUCUGAUCGCUGCGCUGUACCUGUUCGAGCUGAUCUACAGGUAUCGAAUGACGUAUCCGAUGAUUGCGCAUCACGCCAUCACGUGUUUUGCCAUCUCGCUGUCGCUCGUCAUGCUGGAACGGCUGCAGGAUCCGAGCUUCGCUCUCACAGGCUUGCUCUGGAUCUUUCAGGCCACAACCGAACAGACUGUGUUUAUCGCACUGUUCUUGUACCGCUUGUCAGCGCCUGCAAAAGUGCUCGGUCCGCUGUUCCGCAUCGCAGCGGCGCAAAGCCUGGUGUUCAAGCUGGCAUCCAUCGGAGGGACUGUAUGGGUAUGGGUAAAGUAUCAGCACUCUUCGAGUAGAGAGCUCGCAAGCGCGUGGGAUGCACUCUUCUGGAUCUGUACGAUCGGCUUGGCUUUCUGCCAAGUGUGGGGCGCUUGGGUGGUGUGGAGCAUGGGCGACUCGUUGGAGAAGAGGUAUCAAAUGAAGUUGCAGAAAAAAGAGGAGGAUCAGCUGAAGCAGUUUGAUCGCGUUCUCCCCGCAAGCACCUCCACUGACGGGUUGUGCCACGGACAAUCAUCGGCAGAGUCGACCAGCACUCGAUCGAGCCAGUCAACCUCGUCCGAUCUGGAAAAGGCCAACUUUGCACUCAAACACGUGAGCUUGGGCACCUCAAACCAAUAG
Molecule: messenger RNA, 1050 nt
Organism: Mycosarcoma maydis (corn smut)
Lineage: Eukaryota; Fungi; Basidiomycota; Ustilaginomycetes; Ustilaginales
Exons: 1
Coding region: 1-1050 (349 amino acids)
Source: RefSeq, a predicted model, not a curated record